Molecule: messenger RNA, 1754 nt
Organism: Trichechus manatus latirostris (Florida manatee)
Lineage: Eukaryota; Metazoa; Chordata; Mammalia; Sirenia; Trichechidae
Product: tubulin beta-2B chain
Exons: 4
Coding region: 106-1443 (445 amino acids)
Biological process (GO): mitotic cell cycle; microtubule cytoskeleton organization
Cellular component (GO): cytoplasm; microtubule
Molecular function (GO): GTP binding; GTPase activity; structural constituent of cytoskeleton
Source: RefSeq, a predicted model, not a curated record
AACAGUUCCCAAGUGCAGUCCUCCUGCCCUCAGUGGGUGCGUAGGGAAGGACAGACAUAUCGAACGGACACCGCCCAGAGCCGGGAAGGGAGCUUGCGAGACAUCAUGCGUGAGAUUGUGCACAUCCAGGCAGGCCAGUGCGGCAACCAGAUUGGCGCCAAGUUUUGGGAGGUCAUCAGUGAUGAGCAUGGUAUCGACCCCACUGGCAGUUACCAUGGCGACAGUGACUUGCAGCUGGAGAGAAUCAAUGUCUACUACAAUGAAGCCACUGGUAAUAAAUACGUACCGCGGGCCAUCCUGGUGGAUCUGGAGCCUGGCACCAUGGACUCAGUCAGGUCUGGGCCAUUUGGCCAGAUCUUCAGGCCGGACAACUUCGUGUUCGGCCAGAGCGGUGCUGGCAAUAACUGGGCAAAGGGCCACUACACAGAGGGAGCAGAGCUGGUGGACUCGGUGCUGGAUGUGGUGAGGAAGGAGUCUGAGAGCUGUGACUGUCUCCAGGGCUUCCAGCUGACCCACUCUUUGGGGGGUGGCACUGGCUCUGGGAUGGGCACACUGCUCAUCAGCAAGAUCAGGGAGGAGUACCCUGACCGCAUCAUGAACACCUUCAGCGUCAUGCCUUCUCCGAAGGUGUCAGACACCGUGGUUGAACCCUACAACGCCACCCUGUCUGUCCACCAGCUGGUGGAGAACACAGAUGAAACCUACUGCAUUGACAAUGAGGCCCUGUACGACAUUUGCUUCCGUACUCUGAAACUGACCACCCCCACGUAUGGGGACCUCAACCACCUGGUGUCGGCCACCAUGAGCGGGGUCACUACCUGCCUGCGUUUCCCAGGCCAGCUGAAUGCAGACCUCCGCAAACUGGCUGUGAACAUGGUGCCCUUUCCCCGGCUGCACUUCUUCAUGCCCGGCUUUGCCCCCCUGACCAGCCGGGGCAGCCAGCAGUAUCGGGCCCUGACUGUGCCCGAGCUCACCCAGCAGAUGUUCGACUCCAAGAACAUGAUGGCUGCCUGCGACCCCCGCCAUGGCCGCUACCUGACCGUGGCCGCCAUCUUCCGGGGCCGCAUGUCCAUGAAGGAGGUGGACGAGCAGAUGCUCAACGUGCAGAACAAGAACAGCAGCUACUUUGUGGAGUGGAUCCCCAACAACGUGAAGACGGCUGUGUGCGACAUCCCACCCCGUGGCCUCAAGAUGUCAGCUACCUUCAUCGGCAACAGCACAGCCAUCCAGGAGCUGUUCAAGCGCAUCUCGGAGCAGUUCACGGCCAUGUUCCGGCGCAAGGCUUUCCUGCACUGGUACACGGGCGAGGGCAUGGAUGAGAUGGAGUUCACCGAGGCCGAGAGCAACAUGAACGACCUGGUGUCCGAGUACCAGCAGUACCAGGACGCCACGGCCGACGAGCAAGGGGAGUUCGAGGAGGAGGAGGGCGAGGAUGAGGCUUAAAUUCAGAACUGAAAGCAAGUUAGGGAAAGAUUUAGGAGGAAAGCAAGGGGGAGGGGGGCGUACUGGUGAAAUCUCUUGGCAGUUGAAGAAGCAUGGUAUAUUUAGGUGUGCGCUGGGUCUCUGGUGCUCUUCACUGUUGCCUGUCACUUUUUUCCCCCUUUUUUUUAAUUUUUAUUUUUUGUAAUAUUGAUGACAUCAGUGUAACAUUUGCGAUAGCUCUGAACUACUGUUGUAAUGGCUAAAAUCACAUAAACGUUUGUGUCCUUAAUGGUGUCUGCUCUUCUUUCUCUUCCUUUUUCUCUUUAUGGAGU